AGGCCGAGCUAGUAGCUCCUGCCAGCCAGCUUGCCUCUCGCCCCGGUGUUUGGGUGCCGGCCAUCUUGGCUUCUGCCACACCCGCGACAGGAAGCGCAGCAGCCGUAGCAGAAGCAGGGACAGGAAAGGAAGUGGUAAGGAAUAGGGAUUGGUCAGAUUGCCGUUUUCCGUGAGUCGUAGCAGCAGGAAACAGUAGCGCAGUGAACAGUGAGUCCGUGUCGAAUCGGUGCCGCGUGGGAUUUUGCCAAUGUCAUCCCAGCCCACAGAUCAUCAUCGGAUAACCGCCGCCGCCGGUUAAGUCGGCCGGUCUAGAGAUUAUAGCUUAGUGAUCAUAGGUCAGCCGCUUUGAUCGGUCGCUUCGGAUGCGCGCUGCUGCACGUAACGCGGCGAUUCAGAGAGAAUCAGUGGCUGUGUUAGGACGAGCAAGCGAACGAGACCGUUUAAUUAGCGAGGCUGAAUAGCUAACGGUGCUGGAUUCACUGUUGCUUAGAGAUGCGUGCUUGAUUUAGGCAAAACCUCCCAUACUGAGGAGUUGCUCGUGGACUGGGAGCCGGAAAGAAGACUGGCCGGCCGGAUUGUGUUGAAACCAAGUUGAACCGACGACAAGCAUCUGGGGACAAGUCUGUAUCCGCUGUAGAAACGCACAAAGGGAAAACACGCGUGCGACGAAGAAAACUUUGGAAGUGCGGAUCGUCGUAGUGCGUUGAAUGCUUCGACGCUAAUAUCUUCGCCGUCACUGUUACAGCGACCCCCGCUGAUUAGCAGCAUCUGCUGAUACAACUCUACUAAGUGUUUGACGUGGUAGCGGAGGUACAACGGAGGAGAGUGGGUUCUACUGCAGCAGCUGUGGCUGUGCUGCUAAGAGAUGAGACUGCAGGCCAAAAACGUAGAGAUGCACAGACCAGGAUUCGGCUUCAUCGUUCUCCUAGUUCUGCUGGGACCAGCCCUCGCUGCCGUCAAGAUCGGCGGGAUCAUCGCAGCGGGCCAACCUCGGACAAAGGAGCUCCUGGAAGAAAUACUCAAGGAGCGAUCGUCCGGUCUACCAACAAAAAACAGAAUGCAUCCAGAGCUGGCGUAUGUUGAGCCAAAUGCAACCUUCGGCAUUAGCAAUACUGCCUGCGCCCAAGUUGGGCAAGGAGUGUCGAGUAUUGUGUCGCCUUGCACUGGUAUAGUGCACGCAACCUUGCAAAGCCUUGCAAGCCGAUUAGCCAUACCUUAUAUCAAUACAGCGCCCGAUCUCGUCGAUACGACAUUCAACACAAAACAACUCGGUGAAUCGGAGAAGAGCAUCACGAUCGUUAUGGCUCCGUCUACGGCGAAGGCAACAGCAGAUCUCAUUCGGAAGAACCAGUGGAAAGAUAUCUACUUCAUUUACGACAAGCCCGAGGGUCUUGAGGAGCUGGAAUUAAUCCUAUCGCACCUGCUCGAAGAGGAUGAGGUCCAGGUAAAAGGUAUUCAUCAGGUGACGUCGAAUACAUCCGCAAUGACGUAUUUGCAGGAGAAGGAGAACGCAGCGUGGGACGUAGAAAAACACAUUAUUUUGGCGAUCGAUGUCAAGAUGGCGAAACGCAUCAUACAACAUUCAUACAGCAAAAGGCGGGCGUACUACCAUUUCGUCGUACCGAGAUUCACGGUCCGCCAUUUCUGGUCGGAAGUUCGUGCGUUCGAUCAGUCGACGGUAGCAACGUUUCAAAUUGUCGAGGAAACCGAGUUCAAGACAAUGAAGGGAAUGCGUGCUGGUGUAUCAACACCGAAAAACUCUGAAGAUGAACACAUUCACCGGAUCACAUACUCAGGCGACUCGAAGGAUCCGACCACAACAGCGGAAGCCUCCCCUGUUUCCUUCUCACAGGAACAGUUGCUGCAGCGCAGCGAUGCUGAACACCUGUUCGUUGAGUUAUCAGAGCCAGCAGACGUGUUGGAGGAAGAAGAAGCUCUCCUGAUGGAUGCCGGGCAACUUCUCUCCGACACAAUGGUGGCAUUGAGCGGUAAGCAACCACUAGCGGCUGAGGAUAUAUUUAAGGAACUGUCCCAGAUAACAGCGGCGGUGACCUGCUACCGAUCUCCGCUGGAAGAAUAUCCCCAGGGACAAACUAUCGCUGAUGUAAUGCGAAAGAUACAUUUCAAAGGAAGUACAGGACAAGUACGUUUUAACGACCAUGGCCGACGCACCGGAUAUACCCUUGAUGUCUUAGAACUGACUUCAGACGCUGACAUGGAGAGGGUGGGCAAAUGGAAUGAACAGGAGGGUCUGGCGUUUUCGAAUGAACAUGAACGGAAUUCGAAGAGAGCUCGGAUUAAACAGGAACUCUCCAAAAGUAUCAUCAUCUCUACCAUAAUUGAAAGGCCGUUUUUGUUCUUCAAAAACACCAAUGAGACCAAUCCACACAUCGACAACGUUGACGGCUAUAUCAAGGACCUCAUUGUACGCCUCAUGAAAGACAUACCCGGACGGCCUCAGUUUAAUAUUCACUUCGUUAAGGAUGGAAAAUUUGGUUACAAAGAUAGUCAGCAGGCGUCUGGUUGGAACGGAUUCAUUGGUGAAAUUUUACGCAAAGACGCCCACAUGGCCAUUGCGCCACUAAUGAUUACUUCGGAACGAAGUAAGGUGGUGCACUUCAGCCAACCGUUCAUGGCUACAGCUAUUGGUGCUGUUGCCCGUAACGACGCUGAUGACCUACUCAACAUUCGGACCCCGUUCACGUUUCUUCGGCCACUCGAUUGGAAGAUCUGGCUGCUGUUUCUUGGCGCCUACGGAACAGUGGCUAUAGUGUUACUAUUGAUCAAUCUGAUAAACUUGGCCGUCGCCACACCACCUGUCGACCCGCCAACGCCGUGUCGUCAUUUUUACAAUUCGCUUUGGUACGCUUUUGGCAUGUUCAUGUCGGAAGAGUGCAACAACUGCCGUCCAAAAUCGUUAGGUUCGCGUGUAAUCGCGUGUUCGUGGUGGUUUUUUAUUCUCUGCGUGCUUUCCAUCUAUACGGCACAGUUAUGGAUCAACGACCCAUUUGCCCCGACCGGAGAAAAGCUGCCUCGUUGCCUAAAGGAAUUGCUCUAUCAGGAUCGCAUCGAAUACGGUCUCAUUAGAGGCUCAGCUACUGAAGACUUUUUCCAGAAUACAGAUGACAGUGAGUACAAGGCGAUGUACAGGCGGAUACUCUCCUUCAACGACAGCGUCAUUGAGAGCUACCCCAAGGCCAUAGAUCGGGUUCGCAACAACUCGAAGUUCAUCGUAUUUGCGGAUAGUAACUUCAUUCGUUACACGUCAGCGCACACCCCAUGCGAUACCAUCCAGGUAGGAACGGAUUUGAGGCGGGGUCAGUACGCUGUAGCGAUGUCAAAACAUUUCGCUUUGAGCAAGAAGAUCGAUGAUAUCAUCUCUUCAUUGAGAGAUGAAGGCUUUCUAGCAGAGCUUGAAGAUCGAUGGUUUGGAGCCCACGCGCUCGAUUGUCCCGCUGACAAUCUUGUUAUCGCUCCCAGCCUAGCCUACGGUGGUGAGAAACCACUGGACAUAAUGAAACCACUGGAAGUUCGGCGUGUACUAGGCUGGUUUAUAGUGUUAGGCUUAGGCUUAAUCAUAGCACUCUUCAUCACCAUCUGCGAGGUUUAUUGUAAGAAGCCUAAAAAACAACGAACGCCUGAAGAGAUCGUCGAGCGACAGACCGCUCGCGAAGCCAAAAAAAGUAGAAGCAAGGGCAAAAAAGACAAGGCGGAAGAGGUCGAAACCCAGCAGCUGACCGCACAUGAAGCUCCAAUAGGCAAUUCGCAGAUGGACGAUGCUACCCGCAUGGGUGUGGGUAUUGCAAAUGCUGCAGAUGACGCUACGUUGAAGAAGGGAGGUUGUUUACCGCGAGAGAUGAAGAUUGACGAGGAGUACCUCGACGGAGAUGACGGUGGCUUUCGGAGGAGCGAACUCCCGCCGAUCGCUGAUGUUGAGCCUUUCACCGACACGGAUUCCAGAGAUGCUAUCCAGUCGCCGGUGUCUGGCCAAUCGACGAUCAAAAUGCAUUCAGGAAACACUACAGAAGCAGUUAAUGCAGGAUUGAUAGGAAUCAAACCAUCGAGUCAGAGUCCACCUACUUUGAUUUUGAAGAGCCCACAGCAGCCGUGUCAGCCGAUCCAACCAAUUUUGACACAGUCCCAACCGAAAAUGCCGAUCACCACCCAAAUUCAACCGACCUUCCAGACUCAACCGCUUACGACGAAAUCGACUAUUCCGCAGAUGUCGAAGGCCCCGCAAGUGGCCCAGAUGGGCAGGUCUAUGUCACAACCCGUGGCUAGCCUGCCUCCGCUGAGCCAGCGGGUGCCACCUGUACAACUGCCACCUACGAUGGCUCCAAUAAAGAACACAGCCCCAGCUCAAGCGACGCCAACUUCCGCACCUCGCACACCUUCGCCCGCACCAGCAGGACCGCCUAUUCCUAAGUCAACAUUGCCCAGCAUGAGCCCUGUAGGGCCAAUGAGUCCCCUUUCACCUGCGUCGCCGGCAUCACCAGCCAGCCCUAACGCUUUGCCACCGUUAAGUGGAUUAAGUAAACUCGGUGGCGAUCCGCCCCCACCGGCUGUUGUCAACCAGGGCCCGCUAUCCCGAAUGGAACUUGAGGGUCAACCCGAGCUGAAGUCCAUCGAUCGCUCCCCGGCUGACACACCUGGUACGCCGCAUGACGACCUUGAAAGGAUCGACCCCAUUCUGGGCAAUCUUGGCAGCUUAGCCGGACUCCCGCCGCCUCCUGCAAACAUUCGGUCCACAAUCCAGAACCAAGAUUCGAUCGGCUAUGAAAGCUCCGAAGUGUAAAAUCACCAAGUGUUCGGUAUUCUAUAGACUUCAUGCUGACUAGGAUCUACGUAUACAAAUUUGUUCUUUUGUUUGCGAGGGGGCAUUUAUCUUGUCCCCCGUAACAGAUCAGUAGUCUUCAAAUCUUCUGAUCUUUGCGACGUGAACCUUCAAUAUCGAGUACACAUUUGUAACGGGCUGCUAGUGCACUCGGAUCGGCUGAUGGUCGGUAAUUCCCAUAUAUAGGUUCUUAGAAGACAGAUCAAUAGGGAAUUCAAUAACGAGUUGCCCCGUAACAUCGGUUGGCGUGAUAAACUGCAAUUCGUCGCUGACGUCAUUGUAUACCUAAGUUCAUUCAGUGUACGGUAUGAUACGUUUAAUAUUUAUAUACGAAGUUAAUUUACGAAUUGGUUAGCUGGUACGAUCGUGAAGUGUCGAUGUCUGUUAACGCCUACUCAGUAGACAUUUAAUGCUACCAUACGGAUUACACGAUAUUUGUAUUUCGGCUUAUUUAAAAGUCGAAGGUCGUAAUAGGCGAGUAUGCUCGUGGGCCCUUGCCUGAAAACAGCUGAUGGCAAUGGCCCAUGCUGAUGGUGAUCAAUAUGAAGCGUCAGAUUUAUCUUAUUAUUCAAGUUAUUAUAAGACAAAAAUCUUACGAAGAUCGUUUCCUAACAAGCAUCACAAGUAAGUAUACGAACAACAUAAGCUUAGCUAGCAGUAGAGUUUAAGUAUAAAGUCCCGAGGAUGAUAAAAUAGUGACGGGCUUUAUGAAGAUAGGUAUGCGUAAAGUGUCUCAACGAUGACAUGUGUAGCAACUACCAUGCAUAUAAUUAAUUAUUGUUGCGUCUUCUUGAAACAAGUAAGAGCAGCAAAAGGGAUAGAUUCUAAACAGGAAGUUGAAUAGACCCCGGUAUUAGUAGCAACUGCGGGCAAAAGAGCUAAUUCAAACGAGGGAUUUUUCUAUUGAUAUAUACAUAUAUAUCAAACAUUCAUCUAUAUAUUUAACAAUCGUUCACUUAUACAUACACGCAGACGGAAUCGAUAUUAUAAUAAAUGCAUAGUUUUGUUAAAAACGACUCCUAACAUCUCCCUCCAGUCUCCCCGAAGUUUUAAUCUGCACUUAUUUUUCUACGAAAGGAGGAGAAAAAGAUCGGGCCUAAUUUAACCUAGUAAAAACAAUACUCCAAUUGUCGGUAGGUUAAGCUGUCCCCUUGACUGUACGGUAUGCGUCUAUGCUGAGCAUAUGUCCCCCCUCUGGUUAUAUUAUCCAAAGGAUACUUAUGAUCUUAAGCAUUAACGUACGCAGUGACGAUAAGCAUGCCUCAAGCGUAUCUAUUCGUGAACUUUAAAUGAACGGUAACGAGACCAAAUAGAUUAUUUUAAUUGAUUAGGUAGUGUGACAGAAAGGCACACGGCUACAGGAUCUGACUGGCUACGGAAGUUAUUAUGUGACGUUAUGCACUUUUUUUUUUGAAAGGACAAUGGGCAUACGUUUUUAUGAUGCCCCGACACGAAAACAUAGCAGUCCUUCUAACAGCCUGUCGAUGGAAUACUUCCCUGCUUUCCCACAGCGGUAUCCUGCCUGCAAUAAUCAUUGAAGGAAUAAAAAAAAAUGGCUGAAUCGAGACACGAAUGCCGCGUACGAAGCAGUCUGGUAAAACUGGUUCGAAAAUCGCAUCAUUUGCAGAAUAAUAUAUAUACAACCUUCAUAUAUGCGUACACAAUGUUUCUAGAUAUCCGCCCAAGUGAUAUAUAUAUAUAUUAGACCAGAGAAUUCAGGUGUUAAAAAAUAGAUAAUUUUGCUCAAAUUUUCAUGCAGUACAAGCCGAACAAGGAAAACUAUUUCAUGAUAUCGUACCUAAUACAAUGACCACAGUGGCAAAAGAAAUUACGAGAUAUCGCACGAUCAACUUCAAGACACAAUAGAAGCCUGAUAGCAUACAAUUAGAAAUGCUACGUACUCGCAAUGAAUUUGGUAAACCAAUGAAAACGGUCGCAUAAUUUCUCUAGGGUUCUAUUGUUCCCUUUGUCCAGAAGCACUGUGUAGGGUAUCAGGAGCCAUUUGUAUGUCCUGUAAUGUAUCCGACUAGAUACAACCUAAUUGACAACAAACUCUGUCAAAAUCAGUUGUAGUGGAAAUAUCUUCUCGAAACAAAAAUGAGCUCAAUUCAUUUUUGUGGUUAUUUCAUGCAGAGGAGAGAUACGACCUUUUCUUUCAGUUUUGAAGGGCUGAGGUUGCUGUUCCAGUGGUGCUUUAGAGAUCAGAGUGAGCUUGUUCGCUGAAUAAUACGAACGCCGCGUAAGGAGCAGAUAAACAACAUAGGUUUAAAUAACCUCAUGUAUGUGUUACUUCACGUUUUGUAUUAUUGGCCACAAAGAUUGCACCUGAGAAAAGCAUGAAACAUGAUGAUACUUUGUUGUAUAUGACCUCUUUGAAUAUACAAGUGAAAGAAAAUUGGUCGCUUUCAACAAAAAUAUCCGUGAUGUAGCGAAAACUCCUUUUAUUGGACGGCCUGUCGCGCAGUUCUAAAGCUUUUUAUUGUACCCCCCGUCCCGCCGUCCCCCACGCGCACAAUAUGAGAUUUCCCGCCAUGAACGACGGGACUUACUUAGAAAACGACAUAGGAACUCCAAAAACGGCAACUGCUCUGAUUCUUGAAGUGACCCUGUCGUCUAUUGGGUCAUUAGACUAUGAUGAGAGCAACGCGGUGCGUUGUGGCGGAGGGUAUGACAUUAGCGGGUUCCUGUUGGCUAACAGCCAUCUAGCCAGAUACAAUCGUGCAUUUCGAAAUUUUCUUGCCUAAAUUACUGAUCAGGGCCUGUGUUAAGUCGGUUUCCUCAAUGACAAGCAUCUGUUUUGAUGUUCGUACGGCGUCAGCAAACGGAACAUGAAAGUGAAUACGUAAGCAUGCAUGGAUCUCGUGUCUGGCUUGGUGGUAUUCUUUAAUCCAACGGCGAUCUAUUGGACGAAACGUUCCUGGCAGUUGGUUGACCAAAUUAGGCGGAGCUGAUGUAUUACCAGGCUCUCGUCCGACGACUCACAAAACCUUAUUGUUAUAUUUAGCUAGCUAUUUCCUUUGUGUUCUAUAAGUGCGUUGCACUAAAUGUAUUAUAAAUACAUCGCAAGGUAACUAGCUUUUACACUGAUAGAUUUGUGCCAAACUAAUAGAAUAGUCUUAGAAGAUGUCGAUCAAUGUCUCAUUCGAGUCAGCUGUCAUUCUCUUGGAUCUAUGACUACUAAGAUGUACCUAACUCUAAUGAGCCUGUUUGUACGACUAACAUUUCUACCAGUGAAAACGUGUUUAUAUCUGUGAGUGCAAGAUGAGGACGCUUCCGUUAUUCACCCCAUAUAAACACCUAACCGAGUUAGAUUUAGGAAGCAUUUCAAUAAGCAGGGCACCUACAUUUUGUAUCCAUUCGAUCUCAAAGCAAAUUCGUUCGUUAAAUCUGAAGAAUUUUCUUAUGGAAAUCAAUUAGCGUUCAGAAGAUACGUUUUAUAUAAAAGAAUAGAUAUGACAUUUUUUCGGUGACUAUGAGCGAAUACCGAGCCUCGUCGGACGCGACGCCAAACUUACCACACUGCCAUAUUUUGUACUUACUUGCAUAUAUAUAUCUAUAUAUAUAUAUAUAUAUAUAUACACAUACCUCUAUGAUCUCGUAGAUAUUAUUGUACUUAAAAAGGAUACUACGAAUGAAAGACGAUGGAAUGAGUGUUUGCUGGAAUGGGUCGUUUAGAAGGCCAGAACUCGACCUAUGACUUACUGCGAGUAACACGAUGUACUAUGAAGUGAAAUGUAAAAUAUAAAUGAGAUAAUAUUGAGAAUGAUGAAUGCGUGAGUCUGUACAACCACAUUGUGCGACUGUUAUUUACUGUGCUUUGUUUACUGCUGCAGUAGCGAGGGCGUAACAACCGAGAUUGCCGAAUUAUGCACGCUGUCGUCACACCAUCGACAACAAACAAUACCACACUCGAAUCUUUAUAUGUUAUAUUCUAGCUCUUCUAAAUACCAAUAGAACCUUCGAUUCGGAAGGCCUGUAAACCUUCGACUAUAAAAGUUUAUAUCGUAAGUGUUCAAAUCGGAAACAGAUUACGAUCUAAAAUCCCACUUCUAGUACUAAGAUCAUCAGACAUCAUUUCUCGAUUAUGCUGACAAAUCAGAUAUUCUUUAGGGAAAAACCCUUCUGAUUGCACCUUGAUUGUUACAUCGAUUUCGCAUUGUCCCUCAUAUUGUCCUUAAGAAUGGGCGUAAUGAAGUAAUUAAAGCGAAGCAGGUGUUCAUGUUCGGCUCCGUCGGAGUGCGCGCCUCGAUAUGCCCAUCUCACUAGAGGUUAGUGGCCCUUCGCCCAAGGGGCGAUUCCCGAUGUAUAAUCUCGUAGUUCUGCGUAUAGCACACAUAAGUCUACCCAAAAUACAACCGAACUUGAGGUCCUUCUAGUUCUGAUUUUUCCGUGUAUAUAUCAUCCAGGAUUGAGCAAAUGCGCUGUAUCGGGUAUUCGUCCAUCACAUGCGAGUUCUGUGAACCUCGAUUCUGUUCGUCUACAGUCAGUUGCGACAGAUUUAAGUUGUAGGCGGUAGUUUAGCAUUGCAUACAUGAGGAGACGGAAAUUCUCGACGAGAAAUACUUUAUCGGAUCGAUCAGGCAGCAAAUUGCCAGGCUUUGGCGGUCGGAGGGACAGAUCUGAGUAAACGAUUCGUGGAGAUUUCGUGCAAGGCCUCGAAGCAAGUAAAGAUUAGGUUCGCCCCCGACAACCGUCAUCACGUGUAACGAGGCCCCCCUCACUGUUUGUUAUGCUCAUUGUUUUAUCAUCAAUAAUAACGAGUACAGUCGUUAUUACCAUUAUCACGAUCAAUGUCAUAAUAUCGAAUAACAGUAUUCUAUUCUACAGAUAUACUGAUUUCAUCCUAAUUAAGGUAGACUAUUAGUGGAAAAUGUAAUUAUAAUUACAUAUUAUAAUAUAUUAGCCACAAUGCCAUGCUAUCCCCCCUUCGGGAUGUGUGCAGCAGAUUCCUCCUGUUGUGUAUGCAAAAUUUACUUAAGCAAUAAAUUUGCGCCUGUUCAGGCCCAGUUUAAGUGCAAUGCUGGGGGUAAAUAUGUAGAAAUAUACACGACAUGGCAAAAGGCAAAAGAAUAAUCAACAAGAAUCAUACAUUCACCACUCAUUUGAAAUCGAUCAUCUACUACUUGUAUUGAGUCACAUAGUGAUUAGUAAACAUUUUUUGCAUUUUGACAAAUUUCUAGAGGAGCGCGUAUCGUUUGCCAAUUAGUUGAAACUAAGUGGGGUGAUCAUCGUUGAGGAAACCUGCUACAUAAUUCUGAGGGUUGUUAGCGCUGACUACACAACAACAGCAUGCACUUCAUACUCUACCCAAUAGGCGCCAUCAGUGGAGGCUACGUUUGAAACGGUUCACUUUCAGAAACGUCUUGUAUUGGGUCGCUGAAGCAAAAUCCACUUAUAAUGAGAACUUUAAGAGACCAGACAAUUUAUCCUAAGCUGUCCCUUUCACUUAUGUUCCUCCGCGCACAAAGUAUUAGCAAAAAUCUUUCUGGACGUGCUGCGUUUCUGAUCAUUUGACGCCUCUGCUUUUUGGUAAACUCUGUUCUCGGCGAGGUCCGCUUCAAGGCAAGAUCUAUGUUCAUCUUAACGGAUCGAUUGCCACGAGUGAGCGAGUAGGCAAACGCUUGUCAGUUGAUUAUCAAUAAUACCAUCGAAUAGAUAUACCUAAACUAUUUCUGAUCGUCAGGCACUUGAGGUAUCUGAAUUACUAAUAGAGAAAAGUAAAACGGGGGAGCAGAUUGAUUUGCCAUUGAGCGAGUGGCCGCUGCGAGUCCCACCGCUCAACGUUGCGUACGGCUUCUGCGAAGCACGUGUAUGUGAUAAGACCUUGCACCUUUGUUAGCCUCCGCGUAGCUUUUUUCUGUGAUCUGAAAAUGCACGUCCUCGUUUCCAGCCUAUGGUGAUCUCUAGGAAUGAGCACGUUGUCGGGUGAACGUGUGAUUUCCCAUCGCGAUUCCAUUUCGAUACCAAAAUUUCUAAGUGAGCAAUUCAGUCAUAAUACUUGUACCUAUUUUGUUAGAACCAGCUUUGAUAUUGGAAGACAUCUGCUAUCUAACGAGCUACUAAUGUGAAAGAGUUGAACAAUUCGUAUAUAAUAGAGAGAGAGCAUACGUUUUAUUGUGUUAAAAUUCCAACAAGAAAAAACCGACGAAACACACUGGCAGAGAAUCGGCCAUAUCGAUUGGUCCUGUUCUCGAAAAUGCUUCAAAUGAGCUUGAAAAGCCCAACGCAGUAACAAUGCAGAUUUGGCCCUGAAGGGCAAGUUCGUAGGACCUCGCUGGGAGUACAAACUAGGUAGCCGUGGAACCUUGCGGGCUCCUAAGGAGCCUCAGCUCAAACUGAGGUGUAGUAUAGCGAGCGAAGGUUUAGGUUCGAGGUUCGAUCGAUUCGAACCUCAGCCUAAUAACUUCAGAUAAAACUGUCGAUUGCAACAACAUGAAUAAUAAUAACAUAGCAACAAGCAACAUAUACUAUACACGAAAAAAAGUCGAUGACAAUUCACACACAAAAACACAGAUUGCUACAGAUGACAAAUGUCCUGAUUCCUGACCGAUAACUAUGAAUGAAUGAAAUAAUAAUACUGAUCAUUAGUAAUAUAUAAGCGAUCGCAUCAUGCCGAUCAUAUGAGGGAAAUUGCGGAAUAGCUAUAUUGAUGUCAUCGGCUGACGACACUAUAAUAAAAGAUAAUAUCAAUUAUAUUCUAUGCGAAUAUUAACCGUGCAUUUAAAUUGCGUAGAGCAGAGUUUUCAUAUUAGUUUCUACGUAGAAUGUAGACUGGUAAGUCCCUAAAAACGCCUCUCAGCGUCAAUGUUCUAAACGGACCCAGGGCUUGUCGAUGUAAUGGGCCUAGCUUGGACGUAUGCAUCGUGCGUUAGGUCAGCAUUUCAUAGGCUUUCUGAGACGAACUGUUACUUUUCCGUUAUUCGUACAUCAGUUUUAAAAAAAUCCUUAUCAAUCAACAUCACUAAGUAAGCACCGCAAACGCCCACGAGCAGAACGGUGCAAGCUGUGAGUAAGUUGCUAGAAUCGAGAAUUUCAGCUCAGUUACCUGAAAUCGUGUUUGAUAUUAGUAACACGUGAAGACUAACAGUUAACAAUAAUAAUACCACCAAUAUAUGUACAGGUUCCAGCAUGACUCGCGUAGGCCGUGGUAACAGAUAUAUUGAACCGCGGUAACGAUUCAAAAUUAUCAUUGAAAACACUAUUAUCGCUACAAACGUAGUAGAUUUAUGUCUCGUACGAUAGACGUAAUUUCCGUGGAUUCUUUUGUGCCACGUAUUGGGUCCGCAUCCGAUGGCCAACUUAUUUCAUUAAAGGUUAGCCCUGUGUAAACCGUUAAGAAAACGAUUCGUGUUGGCGGAUCGCAACAUGGAUAAUUUCUCAGCUUAAAUAAGAUGUAUACAGGUUAACCUAGGCAGGGAGUGGAGCACACUUUAAGCGUUACACUUGCUGGUGAACGACCGGCGUGUAGAUUCCAACGUUUGCAAAAAAAUUACCGAAACGACAUAAAAUUAGAGACUCCAGUAUCCUCAAGGAUUCAACGUGUCUAUCGCUUCACACAGAGUAAAUUAGCUUUCUAUAGAUAUUUUUCAUUUCAUUGCCUAAAAUCCGCUAAGUUGAUACCAAACGAUUUUCGACUCUAGCAGUUAAGACAUAAAUUACUAGAAUAAACAAAACUGUUUGCGGUAAUUGCGCAGAUAAUUGCGCUGUUUUUACGGUAUGUUUUUUUUUAGGUGGAAUCGUUCGUAGACCCUAUAACACAUACUAGCAUUACCACGUCUAUAAAAAUAAAGGGACAUAUACACACUUCAGUAUAAAGUCCUAUAUAUGUAUAGUGCACCUUAAGUAGAUAUCAUCAGCCGAAGUUAAGUAGUAGUUUAACGGAACUGCACAGUUCGUUAUGGGGGUGCACAAACAGCAUUGAAAGAGUGACUUGACCACCGUCUGCGGUGCAGGCAAUCUGGCGUUUUCUUCGUUCAAUUGCCGAAACUCAUUUUGCAUUGAUAAUAUUACUUUUGGCAGAUAGGUCCAAAGGACCAGGUACGAGGCCAUUGCUGUCAGCAAGCUUAAGAUUAGGUAGCCAUCGCUUAAAAGUACAUGUUUUUGUCACUGAGUCUGAAUUGGACGAAGCUGCCGGUGCUGUUUAGCUAUAAGUUUGUUCGUUCAGAAGCUUCAUAAAAAGUCAAAGAAAGUCGCGUACACGAAUUGGUAACAAAAACAUCCUGUUACAAUAUCCUAUAAAGGAGCGACCCACUUUUGUCAGGGCAAUAAGCUGCGACAUAUUAGCAUAUCAUUUCUCUACCUUAGCCUUUUGCCACUACUGUUUUGUGUAUGUGAUAAAUUGUUUACUUAUUUUUAACAUGCAUAUUUGAUGGUAAUGCAAGGGUAUACGGCCUCGUGUCGUAGUUUUCCUAAUUUUAGGUCAUUUAAUAUUUCUGCGACGUGGAGCUAAGCUAGCUGUGUCAGAAUUGUAGAAGCUCACAUGGGUUCGACGCAAUGCUCAGCUGGAUUUUAUACUAAAAUUUUUGUCGCCUAUGAAGCGUGCGCGACUUGCAACAAAAACGGCAGGCGCUGACUUUAAUCCUUUUUUAGCUUUCUUUUUUGCUGCUUAAACCCAUUUUACCACGGAUGUUCCUUCAUACUCAAUAUAUAUUCUAGGGCCAUAGGAUACCGCCUAGUUCGCCUAAACCAUACAUUGCAAAAACAUUGUGCUUUUCAUGCAUUACAUUCAUACGGGUAUAUUACACUCUUUCCUAGGGGGUACAUGAUCAUACUUAAGGGUCUCUCACAGAAAGUCGUCGACUAAUGUACUACUUAUCUGUCUCUAGAAACGUCGAACAACGAUGCUUGGCUCAUGACUAGUUCUCCAGCGCAAGCCUUGUAGUAGGCCCGAUGCUAUUUGCGUGUUGAGACAGAAUCGACGAUUACGCCAUUUACUGUGUGCCUGAAUUUACUAGCAACUGCCCUAGACUAAAUUGUACAUGGGAAUUUAAGAAAAAUUAUUUUUCAAACUGAAGGUGUAUCACGAUUCUGAAUCAGUUCAUAAGAAUUGAUUUAGAAUCGUGUGUCGCGUUAGCUAGAAAUAGUUUUCCCUUAAAUCUGUAGAGUGGUAAGUCUUGAAUAACAUAUUACGUUUUCAAAGUUGUGAUUUUUGUUGCUCCAUAGAGUUGAUCGCCGAAAGCCCCGUAACGAGGGUGCAGAAUCAAAUGUUAACAGCUGUUGGCCUAAAGUAAAGAACAUUAUUCGAUGGCCUUUGAUAGGUGCCGGUAUUCGCGCGACCCACAAAUACCGCCAACGCUCAUGCGGCUUAGCCAACGCAAAAAAUCAUCCUCAGUAACGUAGAACUGAAGUUACCGAGUUUGAUACCCUUAGAGUUGUCGUGCUACUAUUCAGCACUCUGCUUUAUUAAAGGGAAGUGAGUCGCGUUGAUAGAAGGCAUGAAUUUCCGUAACACAUAUUAUCUUCGCUAAUUGCAAAGCUUCUAGUGUUAGAUACUCGGCUGCGCACGAUCGUAUUCUGGCUUAUAUAGUUAGAGGGAGAAACCUUCCUUUUUCUACUGCCAUUAUGUAAGCAAUGGUUGAUUUUUAUCAGUUGUGCAUUGGUAGCAGCUAGUUAAGCAGUUGAGGGCCUGUCACCACGUUACAAGGGUAACUCAUCACAAGCAAGGUUGAACACGAAAGCCAUUAUUAAUAAAAGCCGUCUGUUUGCUGAGCAAAAAGUUCGAAAGCAGUCGGCCAAGCAAGCCCAAAGCCAUAGCAUCUUUGUACGCUGUGUGUAAGGCCAGUGAGUCUAUGACCUGACAAGGUCACCUUAAAAUGCGUUCAGGUUAUACUCUGUCCACCUGGUAUACACUGUGCUUGGUUCAGCCGAGCUUACAGGCGAGCGAGCCCGCCAGUGAUGUGAUAGGCGCCCCGUGAUCUUUUUUGUAACCCUUGCUGACGAAGACUUACCACUCAUGUUAUGGUUGUUCGCUCUGGUCUAGCAUGCUACACUCAGGUUAAAUUAUUUUCACAGAAUUUAAUCUGUUGAACUACUGUUUAGUUAGCUUAUGUUGUAUAUAUAGGACAGCAUAUUUUUCACAAGCACUGACGUGCAAUACUAGCGCCCGCUAUUCAAAAAUACAUACGAUCUCAGGUAUACUACGAUGAUACUUCAAACAGAGUUACCUCGUGCCUGAUCAACGGAUACAAAACCAAUAUUAACAUAUAAUAUUGCCGCUGCUAGACAAAUCAGACGCUGGUCAGUUGAAUCCUUUUAGCUUUAUCUAGCGCGACGUGAGCUUGUCUGCGGUUUAACAUUCGGCCGCCGCAGAUCAUUACAGCCAGUCAAUCGCAUGUAGCUGCCAGCUAAACUUUUAGGCCCAGUGAGCACGUCAGUUAGGCUAUAUAUUUAUAUAGCUCAUUUCUAGCAGUGAGCCCGCGCUAGCAUGCUGAAGACGCGCCGGUGAUACGAACCGUGAUCUGGAAGUUGCAAACGGCCCCAGCAAAGCGCCGCUUGCGCCUAUGAUGAUGGUGCCGAGAUAAUUCGGAGUCGACUUGCCUUCAGAUUCAGAGAUUCUGGCUGGCAAUAGAUGAUGUGGCCACUGGCGCGUAUAGAGAACAGGGUUUUGCUGAGUCGCACGGCUGGGUAGAGGUCACCGUUAGCUUUGCAUACCUUUGACAAGCAACACAUGAACCAAAGGCUUGCCGGCCACCUUUGCAUAACCGUUUGCAACACCGGUCUGCAUAUAUAUGCAUAUAGUCUCUUCAGGAGAAAGAGCCAAAUAAGUUUGAAAACGUAAAUCUAUCCAAUAUGAAAAUAGACAAUCCUUUUGAGGAGAUUGGUGACCGCAGACCAUUGACACCUACUUAACAUGAUUUAUCUAAUUAAUUAGAUACUUACGGCAGAAAUUGCUUUGGCUUCUAUUUUCAACGAUGCAUUUGUUCAUGCAAACGUAGCUACGUGUCGAUACGUAUUAACAGGUCUGAUCUAAGAGGACUUCUGAAAUAUACGAGUCCCAUUGAAGCUAAAACUUUUUCGGUGCAGAAAUACCCUUUCCAUAAACUAUACCGGUAAAAAGUGUUUCUCUCCGUAAAUAAUCUAACGAUCAGAAGGCCGAUUUUUAAUAGUGCAAGUGCAAGCAGUAUUUUAGCCGUUAUACAGUAAGAAUGAAGACGGCUCAUAGUAGUCCUCCGUUAGCCAUAAUUGUCUCUCAUAACACUCUACUCUUUUUUCGUAUGAACAUAAUAGGAUUCCCAGUGAAAAAGCUAAAUAGUACUGCAUUGUACAGGGACCGAUGGCGACCAGCUAGCACAACGUAUAAAGGCCUCCUUAAUAUAGAUAUCAGCGCCUCGGUAGCCGUCGGCGUGAACACUUCCAGUAUGCCUAGCUCUCUUGGCCAUUGUUUUCAUUCCCGAGCUACUUCUUUCAACGAAUCUUCUAGUAAGAGUUGUAUUUCAUUAUCGGUAUUACCGGCAUCUGUUAGCGGGUACAGUGCCAACAGGAUGCCGCGACAUUCAGUCGAUUUAAUUGUCUACAU
This is a messenger RNA of Varroa destructor (honeybee mite), 16349 nucleotides long. RefSeq lists its product as uncharacterized. The record is from RefSeq and is a predicted model, not a curated record. Lineage: Eukaryota; Metazoa; Arthropoda; Arachnida; Mesostigmata; Varroidae. Gene Ontology annotation, molecular function: creatine kinase activity; ligand-gated monoatomic ion channel activity. Gene Ontology annotation, biological process: phosphocreatine biosynthetic process; transmembrane transport. Gene Ontology annotation, cellular component: membrane.